This is a messenger RNA of Bolinopsis microptera, 663 nucleotides long. RefSeq lists its product as uncharacterized. The transcript is spliced from 2 exons. Bases 1 to 663 code for a protein of 220 amino acids. Gene Ontology annotation, cellular component: nucleus. The record is from RefSeq and is a predicted model, not a curated record. Lineage: Eukaryota; Metazoa; Ctenophora; Tentaculata; Lobata; Bolinopsidae. Gene Ontology annotation, biological process: chromatin remodeling.
AUGCCAGGAUCUGGAACUACCCUGCUAGAUAAUGGUAGUUUACUAAUUCACUCUGGUAGGGCAGAUGGUAUUAAGAGACAAGGGGUUGGCAUAUUUCUUUCCAAAAAAGUAAGGAACUCCCUUAUCUCGUACACACCUAGAUCUGAGCGGGUCCUGACAGCAAGGUUACACAGCAAACACCUCAACAUCUCUGUAGUUGUAGCCUAUGCUCCGAUUGACGGUGCAGAUGACAGUGAGAAAGACCUUUUCAUAACGUUUUGUCAGACAUGUAACAUGUUUGGUGAACUGCCCCUACAUGAUCUAAAACUGUUACUGAAUGACUUCAACGGAAACGUUACCUCAAACAGAUAUGGAUUCGAGGGAGUCAUUGGUGGGGAAUCUCUCCAUAGUUCAUGGAGCGACAAUGGGACUAGACGCAUAGAUUUCUGUGCAGCUAAUCAACUUGUUAUUGGUGGAACUCUGUUCCAGCAUAGAGACAUCCACAAGGCAACUGAUCUAGAGGAGGCGUCGAAGAAUGGUCAACAACGGGAAGUCUGGGAUAAGAUCAAGAAGAUCUCUGGGAAAGGGAAGAAAAAACAGACCAUGACUGUUAGAGAUAAAGAUGAUUACGGAUCCACAGAUCCAGAAGGAACGGUAGAAGGAGCUCUUUUCGGAGCUUCUUAA